GAAGUAUGCAUGUGUGCGUACACGUUCCCUACUACAAAGUUUCUUUUAAUGUCUACGAAAUCAUAUGAUACCUUAAAAUUAAUUGAUUUUGCUACAUGUGAAGAGACUUUUAAAUGCAACUAACAACAACAGACAGCAUCAUUUGUUAAAGCAAAGACUUACUAUACUAUUCUUCUGUAAAACCUAAUUACUCAAUAAUGCCAAGAAAUCCAACACUCCAUAGACCAGUGGAAGUUAAAGACUUUGAACACUGCUAUCAUAGACAUGUUUUGGUUAGAAGAUUUGUGGAGGUAGGUCUGUCGAAAUAAAAUUGUUUUGAAAAUUUCGUAAUAUUUCUUCACUUAUCAACCAAGUCUGUUAUUUGUUAAUUUUUAAUUAUUUACUUGCUCUUUUUGAACACAAAUAGUGUAUAAAUCAUUGUCCAUUGUUGUCAUUUGAAGAUUUAACCAUGCUUGUGUCUGUGAGGUCGAACGUCAUCUCGGUAUGAAUUCAAACAAUUUAAUGGGCGGUCGUCCUAACCUACCAAAUGGAUAUACACAAAGAUCCUACUCAAAAUAUUCAGCCGUCAACAACAGUAGCUCAAUGGCACAGAAAGAAAUUGACUGUAUCAAGCAAAUUGAAAGACACCUACCAUUGGAAUAUCCAUGUAUUACAAUCUUUUUCUCUGACAUGGACAGUGAAUUAGAAAAGAGGGUAAUACUGUUUAUCGCAAGACGUUGGGAUCGGGACGAUCCGUUCGCCAGUAUUUCGCCACUAGUAAGUGAACUGGAAUCAAGAAAUGGCAGUGGAUGGAAAUUUGAACGAGUGGUUAAUCCGAUUAAGGUGGGUCGCGCAAAUUCUUAUGUAAAACCAAAAUCAACGUUUUGUUUUCGACUGGAACCGGAUCAGUAUAUAUACAAGUUUUACAGAGAUGAUGAACAUCACCACAGCCGUUAAAUAUGGAACAAAAAAACAUUUAUUACCCUGCAGUGUUUGUUCAUGUUUUGCUCUCUCUCUCUCUCUGUCUCUAUAUAUAUAUAUAUAUAUAUAUAUAUAUAGUUUCGAAUUUAAAAACGUGAUUGUUUCUCCUAGUUAUGAAAUUAUGUGAAGAAAUUGCAUAACAAAUAUACAUAUGAUGGAUUAAAUCUUUUUCUAUUACACAAUGUUUUCACCCACUUAUUAUUUAGUUCAAGUGAAUUCUUUUCUGUUCAGAAAUAAACCAAAUAAUAAAGUGUCUUAUAA
Messenger RNA from Trichobilharzia regenti, 1221 nucleotides. The record is from the annotation of a GenBank genome assembly. Lineage: Eukaryota; Metazoa; Platyhelminthes; Trematoda; Strigeidida; Schistosomatidae.